UCAAUUCAAAAAUCAACCUAGAAAAUCCUGCAGAUUCUGUAUGAUAUCUGCUGGAUCUUGCUUUACAAACUGUUAGAUUUUCUUCCAUGGCCGACCUUUUUAAAGCUCACCUUUCUGCUUCCUCCUCAUCCAACCUUCUUCUUCUCCUCCUUCCCCUUUCUGGGUUUUCUUUGUUCAACGAUCAUGGGAAUGACAACUCAGUCUCAGACUCAGUUCCAUGUUCUUGCUGUUGAUGACAGUCUCAUUGAUAGAAAACUUAUCGAGAAGCUUCUCAAGACCUCUUCUUGUCAAGUUACUGCAGUUGAUUCUGGAAGCAAGGCUUUGGAGUUUCUUGGAUUGAAUGACGAGAGUAUUGACAACGAAGAAGAAGAUGAUCGACAAGUGGGAGUGAAUUUGAUCAUCACAGAUUAUUGCAUGCCUGGAAUGACAGGCUAUGAUCUCCUCAGAAGAAUCAAACAAUCUUCUUUUAAAGACAUACCAGUUGUUAUCAUGUCUUCUGAGAACAUCCCAUCAAGAAUCAACAGAUGUUUGGAAGAUGGAGCUGAAGAGUUCUUUUUGAAGCCAGUUCAAUUAUCAGAUGUAAACAAGCUGAGGCCUCAUCUCAUGAAAGGAAUUGGAUCUGAAGAAACGCGAUCAAACAUUAAUAAAAGGAAGGGCUUGGAAGAUAUUCAUUCCCCCGGUAGAACAAGAGCAGGAUACAAUGAAUUGGAAGUUGUCUGAUCUGCAUACCCUGGGGGAAAUUUUCUUGGUUUUCUGGAUACAAAGUGGGAUGAAGGGUUGAUGAGAUCCAAACUUAAUGAACCAAUUCUACACAGCUCUGGGUUCUUCCUAGUGUCAGAUUCUUUGUUUUACACAAAAUCAUGGUAUAGAAUUUUGAUUCAUGUUAGAGAUGAGGGAGAGCUACCUGAUUAUGCUUUAGGGUUACAUGGAAUCUAUGUUUCCAAAUGUAAAUCAG
This is a messenger RNA of Hibiscus syriacus, 955 nucleotides long. RefSeq names its product two-component response regulator ORR10-like. The record is from RefSeq and is a predicted model, not a curated record. Lineage: Eukaryota; Viridiplantae; Streptophyta; Magnoliopsida; Malvales; Malvaceae. Gene Ontology annotation, biological process: cytokinin-activated signaling pathway; phosphorelay signal transduction system. The transcript has 3 exons. The coding region runs from base 184 to 720 and encodes 178 amino acids.